AUGGGUGCGCAGGUGAGCUAUGGACAACUUGGUCUUGGUCAUAAAGAGGAUGUGCUGGUUCCUCAGGCUCUGAAAGAUGUUUCCUGCCAAUGUCAAGACAUUGUAAGCAUUGCUGGAGGAGGGGGACAUUCUGCAGUUAUCACUGGAUGUGGGCGUGGGAGGGAGGAGUCAGAAAGUUAUUUAGUCUUCAAUAUUCAAGUGUUAAGGUACAGAACAAUUCUUUCUGUAUGUGGCCACAACAAAGAUGGGCAGUUGGGAUUGAAUCACACAGAGGAUGUGCUGCAUUUUACUUUGUGCACUGCCCUGUCUGGCUUUUGUGUAAAACAAGUUGCAUGUGGCUGGGAUUUUACAGUCAUAUUAGUAGGAUCUGGCCUAGUGCUGUCCUGUGGGUCAAACUCUUUUGGACAGCUGGAACUUCCUCAAAUUUCAGGCCCAUGCUUGAUUUCACAAAAGAUUGAGUCUCUCAAAGAGAAGGUGAUGAAUGUUACUGCUGGGCUGAGACAUGCCCUUGCUGCUACAGACAGCGGUUUGGUGCUGCAAUGGAGAAAUGGGAUGGCAUCUUGGGCAAAGCAUGCAAGCCAAGGAAAAGCCCUCCUUCUGUUCUUGACAGCAAAGGAGUCCUGUGAAGUGGCAGGCCUGGAAGAUAUAAAGGUGAAGACAGUUGCUGCAGGCUCCUAUCAUUCAGUGUCCCUCACAGAUGAAGGGCACCUGUAUGUCUGGGGCAGCAACAAACACGGGCAGCUGGUGAGCAGAGACAUCUUUCUUGCUGAGCCCAAGAAGAUUGACACUCAGUGUUUCUCACAUGAAAAGAUUAGAGCAGUUUGGAGUGGCUGGACCCACCUGGUGGCACGGACAGGUCGGAUAUUUAAAAAGCGGAAAGCAGAGGUAAGAAGGAUGUUUAUGAAAGUUAUCCAUACAGGAGAAUGGUGUCAGUCCUGCAGCAGUGCACUUGGAAUAAUAACCCUUGGAGAGAAGGAAGCUGGCAAGGUGUUCACCUGGGACAGAGUGGACAACAGGCAGCUUGGAAGGCACAUGGUGGUUUCCAGUGAGCAACAGAGCACAGCAUCUGAACAAUGCUUGGAGCUGUUGUGUAACAUGCCUGUUUCGGUUCCUUGCCUAAAUGGAGCAUCUUAGAUUGCAUGUGGCUCAGAGCAUAAUCUGGCAAUAGUUGGUGGUCUGCACUUCUCUUGGGGAUGGAAUGAACAUGGAAUGUGUGGUGAUGGCACAGAAACAAACAUUUGUGUCCCAAAGCCAGUCAAAGCUCUUGGCUGUACAAAACAGAUCUUAACUGGAUGUGGGGCAGGACGAUCCAUGGCCCUCUCAAACCCCUCAUUAGACCCAGCACACCUGGAAUCACAACAUCAUGGAUGUGGAUGGACAUCUUUGGAAUGUGUAACUCAGAAGUGCUACAGGAGCGUCAUUAGAGGACACAAAGAGAAAUUAUACUCACACUCUAACUCUAAGGCAAAAGAAAGCUAACUUUAUUAUGGUUACUUAGCUUAUAUAGAUUCUGGAAAAUGACCAGGGGUUGGAGAACAAAGUUACUACCUCUCCAUCCCACUGGCUAGGCUAGAAGUCAAUCAGUUGUCCCUCAUCAGAGAGGAAUGUGAAAAACAACUCUUGUUUAUGUUACAAGCGUGAGAAGACUUAACUACACAAUGUAAACAUUCACAGAAGGCUAAUAGAAUGUGGCAACACAGGAGAACGGCUCGUGAUUAACCCAGUAGCUGGAAAUUGCAAAUAUUUUCCCUAAAUCCAAAAGGAACAACUAUGCAUAAAAAGCUGCAAUAUUUUAAAAGCUGUUUCCUGGGUUCUUGCCACAGGAAUUGACUUUAUUGCCCACAGACAGAAUUCUGCCUUGAUGCAAUGCAACUGAAGACAGAUUUACAUUAUCUUGUUCUUCUGAGAAGUCUUUGAGGAAGAAACUGACUGCUUAAUUGCUUAUUGGUGUAUGAAUUCAGUCUGAAGAAAUGGUCUGAGAAGGUGGUUUUUGUUAUUGUAUCUUUACAUCAUGAUAUGUUGCACCUGCCAACUUCUACUGAGGUUGUGAGCUCCCAGGAGCUCAGAAAAUUGUCAGAGAGAAGUGCCAGUGAACAUGACUGGACGCAUACACAUAUUUUAAGCAGAAGAUUAAGAUUAAAAGAAAAAAAAAAAUUAGAAGGCUGGCAAAAGGGGAAAAUGAGACACUUUUGAGCUAACUUUGUCUUGAUUAAACUGUGAAAGGAGCAGAAUUUUUCAUGGAUUAUAUUCUGUGCCACACAUCAAUUUAUUAUAGAUUUACAGGGAUGCAGAUCUGCAUGAAUUAUCACUAACUUGUAAACAAACCUGAAGCUUUUGAAGCUACUGCUUAGGGAAGGAAAGCUCCUUAGAGCUCUUAGAAACAAUCAGAAAGUUCUUAUCAAAGAGCGUUAAGUCAAUUGUAGCUGUUGAGGGCAGCUUGAUCUGAUGUAGCUCCUGUGUUUCCAUCUGCCUUGGAACAAGAAGACUUCAAAAUAUAACCAGAAAGAUUUUACUAGUUCUCCAGCCUACAAGGCAGACCAGAAUGCUCCUGAUUAUUUCAGGUUAGUUCUCAAUUCUGUUUUGCAUCCCAACUGAGUUGCUGUUCACAGCAUGCCCAUAGUACUUGUUCCAGGUGGGGGCUUGACAGAGAACAUAGGCCUAUCACUUGUUUUGGUAGGAGAAAGGAAAAAGUGUAAAAUGAGGUGUCUUUGGAUAUUAUUAGCUGCCUACAUUGAGCAAAAUUUUGGAAGAUAUUUAUAAAACUGUUUUUUUCCAUACAAAUACAGUGGAUGCCAUUAAACUAGAUGUUUACCACCCACAAUACUUGUAUUUGCUGUGGUAUUCAAUGUGUUUCAAGUUCUAAAUAUAGAGAAUUCUACUGUGUAGUAAAUGCACCUUUUAAUGAGACCUACUGUUGCUAAACGGUGGUUUAAUUUUUAAAGCAGGAUUGCCAAGGAAGAAGCCCUACAGAAUUACAAAAUGCUCAGAGAAAGGCUCUUAAGGAAAUAGGACAGGAAGACUUUCUAAUGAUGUAUCAGCCUACACAUGAAGGGGAAGGAAUUAAGGUGAUAAUAUGGGCUGCAUGGGUUUUUUCACCCUUGGUUUUACAGCAGUUAUAGUUCUUGGCUUCACUUUCAAGAGUAUUUUAUUUUUCUAUUCAAUGGAUGAGAAACUUGAGCAGACUAUGAAGCUGAUUUUAACUAUUGCAGAUACCAAAAGAAUAAUCAAAUGGGUCUUCUGCAAAAUAUGUAGAAUUAAGAUUUCUAUUGCAAAAUGUUGUUGGUUUUUUUUUAAUCCAUGUGUUAGUUGUGGUUCUUCAUGGCAGUAUACUGUUGCAGGCUGUGACCUCUUGCACUUUUAACUAUCUAGGUUGAUUUUUAUUGACUGUUCUCAAUGCCACUUUCUGGAUACCAAAGCUUCUCUAUUAUAUGCACUGAACACUUUCUCAUGCUUUCUUUGACAGCCCUGUCUGAGGUUUCUAUUUGUGAUUUCUGCAAAAUCUGUGUACCAAAUAAACAUGUUCUCUUGCUUCAGUAAUCAUCUCCUCUAAAUAAGUCUGUUCCUUGAUUAAUCAUAGCCAAUAUGUGCCUUACGUGAGGUUUACUGGACUGGAACAUGUUUUGACUGUGUUGCUGCAGUUCAUUGCAGAGGAGUCCAACA
Hirundo rustica (Barn swallow) is the source of this 3660-nucleotide messenger RNA. RefSeq names its product secretion regulating guanine nucleotide exchange factor (gene SERGEF). The record is from RefSeq and is a predicted model, not a curated record. NCBI's taxonomy places the organism in Eukaryota, Metazoa, Chordata, Aves, Passeriformes, Hirundinidae.